GGAGCUGGCGUUAAGACCACUCCUCCGUAGGUGAAGCAGCUCUGAUGAUGGAUGGAUGUUCAGAUAAAGGUGCAGCAGAAGCUGCAGAGGAGCUCACAGUGACCCGCUGCGGUCGUUAGCAUGUCCUUCCUCACAGAUUUCCAAACAUUCCCGUUCCUCACAGCCUCCGUCCACGAUUAGAAAUGCUGAAAAUGAUCGACAGAAGUGUUUCCUCUGUCAGGAAUUUCCUGGCGGAUGAGCAAUAAAAUGCCAUCUGUGGAGAGAGUCAGCGGUCGGUAAUUGGGUGUGGGAGUACAGAAGUGGAAAGAAAAUAUCUGCAGGACAUUAAAUGUUACACAUGUAGUCUGAACUGUAUGUCUGCAUCCAUGUAGAUAUUAGAGUCUGGCUGCAGUGAUAUGUUUGCACGUCUACAUGUAGUAAUGUAGAGUGGGAUAAUGUUACUGUUCAAAAUAAAGCAGCCCAGUUGUUUAAAAAUCACCAGAGGCAAAAAUGAGUUAGCAUUAGCCCGGCUCUGAAAUAUCUGAUGUAUUUUUUUUCUUUUCUUUUUUUGUAUGUUUCUGGAAUUUUUAAAAAUGAUUUCAUGAUACAAGUUCUCGAUUUUAUGCAGGAAAAUACGCAGAUGCUGAAUGUCACCUGUUCUCUAAGAGCCAUUAAGCUCACAGUAUUAUUUAGAACAAAUUUAUGCAACUCGUCAACACAAAAGUAAUAUGUGAUUUUGGAGCUGAAGGAAAACGAAACAUCGUUCUCAGAACGCCUGAUGAAAAACUAAAAUCUAGACAGUGUGGCAUGCAUGUGUACUCAGAUCAAUAAAGCAAUUACAUAAAACCUCUUGGAGUGCGUGUUCCCACCUGAUUAGGUUUUUCUCCAUGUUACACAUUUCAGUUUCAUAAACACGUCUGUGUGGAAAAUUAUUAUUUUUUAUCUCGCUUAUUUUUCCAAUUAAUAAAGUUAUUGAAAUAAUUUUUGAUCCAUUCCAAUCGGCUUUUUUAAAUUUCACAUGCUCAACAAAACUGGCGUGACGCGUAUCUAAGCUGUUCACUCAUGUAAGAGCAGGUUUGUGAUUAAAGCACAAACGUCCAUCUGUUCCAACAAAGCGGCGCGUCAGCCGUUCCCCUGACAACCACGGCUAAGCUGCUGGCAACAACCGUCACACGGUGAAGAGGCUGCGACAACGGGCAAAAUGCUUCCUCCUUCCAAACGUGCAGGAAAUGAACGCCAUUCCGUGUGAGUCCGCAGUGACCAUGCGUGACCCGGUGGUGGACCCCCACGUCAACGUCACCUCCAACUGCUCUUUGGACGCGGAGGACGUCCCGCAGCUCCCCACCUUCACCACAGCGGCCAAAGUAAGAGUCAUCAUCACGUUCGUCCUGUGCGGCGCGUCGGCCUUCUGCAACCUGGCCGUGCUGUGGGCGGCGCACAGGGACGGGAAGCGGAAAUCCCACGUCAGGGUGCUGAUCGUCAACCUGACCGUGGCCGAUCUGCUGGUGACCUUCGUGGUGAUGCCCGUGGACGCGGCGUGGAACAUCACCGUCCAGUGGCUCGCGGGGGACUUUGCGUGCAGGCUGCUGAUGUUUCUGAAGCUGCUGGCCAUGUACUCCUGCGCUUUCGUCACCGUGGUGAUCAGCCUGGACAGGCAGGCCGCCAUCCUCAACCCUCUGGCGAUCAACAAGGCCCGGAUGAGGAACAGGAUCAUGCUGGCGGUGGCGUGGGGUGUGAGUGUGGCGCUUUCGAUCCCUCAGAUCUUCCUGUUUCACAACGUGACCAUCGUCCAUCCUGAGAAGUUCACCCAGUGCACCACGCGGGGAAGCUUCGCCACGCGUUGGCACGAGACGGCCUACAACAUGUUCACCUUUUCCUGCCUGUUCCUGCUGCCGCUGGUCAUCAUGAUCACCUGCUACGCCAGGAUCUUCCAUGAGAUCUCCAAACGACUGGAAAAGGACAACCUGCCCACCAGCGGAGUACGUCUGAGGUGCUCCAAAAACAACAUCCCUAAGGCCCGGAUGAGAACGUUAAAAAUGAGCGUCGUGAUCGUCUCGUCUUUCAUCGUCUGCUGGACUCCGUACUACCUGCUGGGCCUCUGGUACUGGUUCUUUCCCGACCACCUGGAGGACAAGGUGUCCCACUCGCUGACCCACAUCCUGUUCAUCUUCGGGCUGGUAAACGCCUGCCUGGACCCGCUAAUCUACGGCCUGUUCACCAUCCACUUCAGGAAGGGGCUCCGGAGGUACUACCCCAACGCCGCCUCCGCCGGCGACGCGGAAAACACCACCGUCUUAACGGGAUCGUUCACGUCUCCGGCCCUCUCGCUGUCCCUGAGGAGAGAGUUGAGGCGCCUCAGUCAGGAAAAGCUGGUGCUUUGCGGCGACGGCCACAGGAAAGCAGGGCCUCCCUCGCUAAGCAGCAGCUUUCUGGCAGAGGACAGAGAUGUUCAGCAGUCCAGUCCCGAGAGCAUCUUGUGAGAAACAUGAUGAAAAGCUGGGCGAUAAAUCGAUUUGAUCAAUUAAAUCACAUUUUUGCUUUUUGAA
Molecule: messenger RNA, 2525 nt
Organism: Xiphophorus maculatus (southern platyfish)
Lineage: Eukaryota; Metazoa; Chordata; Actinopteri; Cyprinodontiformes; Poeciliidae
Product: gonadotropin-releasing hormone II receptor-like
Exons: 5
Coding region: 1209-2459 (416 amino acids)
Biological process (GO): G protein-coupled receptor signaling pathway
Cellular component (GO): membrane
Molecular function (GO): gonadotropin-releasing hormone receptor activity; peptide binding
Source: RefSeq, a predicted model, not a curated record